UAUGGUUAAAAAAUAAUAAAUAUUCCAAGUCUCUUCGAUUCUCUCAGAGAGAGAGAGAGAGAGAUUAUUGUUGAUUGUUGAUUCGGGCUAUCUGAUUUCACCGCCAUGGGAGGAGGAGAAUUUGUUAGGGCAGCCGCGAAGAUAGCCGGAGCCGGCGCAGUUAACGCCGGUGUCCGAGGAGCAUCGACCGCGCCACAGUUCGGGCAAUUGCUUCGCGGCGUAUCGAGGCCGGCGUCGGUUUUCGUGGCAUCGUCUUCACCGGUGCCGCCCGCGAAGGCCGCCGCCGGCUCCGAGGUUGAGGCUGUGCAGAAGCCGGCAUGGGAGAUUGAUGACUGGGAAUUCGCCAAUUGGGAGGACGGCCUGGCCGUAGAAGCCGCUGGACCCAAACCGAGGAUUGUGUUUGGGGCCGUCCCGAGUUUCGAAGAGGCGAAGGAAGCUACGACGGAUUUGAAGGAGGCACUGGAUAAGGUAUACUUGUCUUCACCAGAAUUUUCAGGAUCAAGUCUCAUUGCUUCCUCCAACGGUAAACUAGAGGCUGAGUCUUGUUUAGCUAUUGAGUCGCAGACUUCGGUUCCUCUGCAUGCAAUUCAGGCAUUUAGGCUGCUCAAGGAAAGUUCUGAAGCUCAGACUGUUGUUGCCUCAAUUGCCUCUGACCCAAAAGUCUGGAAUGCAAUGUUGGCAAAUGAAGCGCUCCAGAGCUUCUUGCAAUCAUACGAUUCAUACCAGACCAGUAAGAUUUCAGACAAGGGACUUGAGCAUCACAAAAUAUCUGAGGAGCUUGAAGAUGCACUAGAUCUGAGCUAUGCCGAGGAAUCAAGAAACGAGUCGAGAAAUGUCUUCCACGAGACGCUAGCAUAUAUUAAAACUUCGAUCGAUGACAUGCUGUCUACAGCAUCCAGUUUCCUUCAUAAAAUAUUUGGAUCCUCACCAGCUGAAGUCUCUGGAGAUGACAAAGCAAGCUCUGGAUUUUCCACGGGAGAGAUCGCCGUGGGAUCAAUUAUGGGACUGGCUAUUUUAGUAGCUCUCGUGGUGUUUGCAAAGCGAAAUUAGAUGUCAACUAUGAUGUUCUUUUGGAUAAAUCUGUCGACAUUACAAUCUUUGAAUCUCUUUUACUGUUGUGUUGAUCUGAGACAGUACUGGAUCCUUUUGAAGCAUAUACAUUAUGAAGUUUUACUAUAUGUAAAGUUGGAGUUUUACUAUAUGUAAUGUUUGUACACAUAAUUUAUAGGUUGAAUGUUGAURCAAUCAUGAGAAAAGAUGUAUCAAGUUCACAGCUUGACAGUUGAAUUGAAAUGGCCAUUUAUAGAAA
This is a messenger RNA of Momordica charantia (bitter melon), 1309 nucleotides long. RefSeq lists its product as uncharacterized. The record is from RefSeq and is a predicted model, not a curated record. NCBI's taxonomy places the organism in Eukaryota, Viridiplantae, Streptophyta, Magnoliopsida, Cucurbitales, Cucurbitaceae.